This is a messenger RNA of Sarcophilus harrisii (Tasmanian devil), 2001 nucleotides long. It is a transcript of the gene G6PD, whose product is annotated as glucose-6-phosphate dehydrogenase. Lineage: Eukaryota; Metazoa; Chordata; Mammalia; Dasyuromorphia; Dasyuridae. Gene Ontology annotation, molecular function: NADP binding; glucose-6-phosphate dehydrogenase activity. Gene Ontology annotation, biological process: pentose-phosphate shunt, oxidative branch; glucose metabolic process. The transcript is spliced from 14 exons. Bases 181 to 2001 code for a protein of 606 amino acids. Gene Ontology annotation, cellular component: cytosol. The record is from RefSeq and is a predicted model, not a curated record.
GAGAGCCCGGCGAGGCCACGUGGGGGGGAUAGCGUGAGAGCCGACCUGGAGCUGAAGCGGCUGGGUGCGGUGUGCUCCGUCUGGAUCUGAGCCAAACCGGGGUCUAGGCGGAGCCCCGGGGCGGGGCCAGGACCCAGCGGGCGGUCUCCCAGACCGGCGGGGCCGAGCCAGGGGGCGGAGAUGGGGAGUCGGGCGAGUAGAGCUGAUCUGCGCUCGGGCAGACGAGGCUUAAAUCCGAGUACAGCCGUGGGCCCCGUUGUCUUCCUUCCUCCGCCGAGUCGGCAGCAGACCCGGGACCCGGGAGCGAACGCUGAAAGCAGCAUGGCCGAGCAAGUGGCCCUGAGCCGGACUCAAGUGUGUGGGAUUCUCCGGGAAGAACUGUACCAGGGCGAUGCCUUCCACCAGUCCGACACACAUAUAUUCAUCAUCAUGGGAGCCUCGGGUGACUUAGCAAAGAAGAAAAUCUACCCUACAAUUUGGUGGCUGUUCCGUGACGGGCUCCUUCCCGAAGAUACCUUCAUCGUGGGCUAUGCCCGCUCAAACCUCACUGUGGCUGACAUCCGGAAACAAAGCGAGCCCUAUUUUAAGGCCACUCCCGAAGAGAACCAGAGGCUGGAGGAGUUCUUCUCUCGAAAUUCCUACGUGGCGGGCCAGUACAAUGAGCCGGCCUCCUUCCAGCGUCUCAAUGCCCACAUGAACUCCCUGCAUCACGGGAAGCAGGCCAACCGCCUCUUCUACCUAGCCUUGCCGCCCACCGUCUACGAAGCCGUCACAAAGAACAUCAAAGAGAGUUGCAUGAGCCAGGAAGGCUGGAAUCGAAUCAUCGUGGAGAAGCCUUUCGGAAAGGACCUUCAGAGCUCUGACAAGCUCUCGAACCACAUCUCCUCGCUCUUCCACGAGGACCAGAUCUACCGGAUCGAUCAUUAUCUGGGCAAGGAGAUGGUACAGAACCUCAUGGUGCUAAGAUUCGGGAAUAGGAUCUUUGGACCCAUCUGGAACCGAGACAACAUCGCCUGUGUGAUCCUCACCUUUAAGGAGCCCUUUGGCACUCUUGGCCGCGGGGGCUAUUUUGACGAGUUUGGGAUCAUCCGAGACGUGAUGCAGAACCACCUCUUGCAGAUGCUUUGCCUGGUAGCCAUGGAAAAACCCGCCUCCACCAAUUCCGACGAUGUCCGCGAUGAAAAGGUGAAGGUCCUAAAGUGUAUCUCGGAAGUGAGAGCCACUGAUGUGGUCUUGGGCCAGUAUGUGGGGAAUCCAGAUGGAGAAGGAGAAGCUACUAAGGGCUAUCUAGACGACCCCACGGUUCCCCAGGGCUCCACCACUGCCACGUUUGCUGCCGUGGUCCUCUACGUGGAAAAUGAAAGAUGGGAUGGUGUCCCCUUUAUCCUCCGCUGUGGAAAAGCCCUGAAUGAGCGCAAAGCGGAAGUGCGGCUGCAGUUCCGGGAUGUGGCCGGUGACAUCUUCCAGCGCCAGUGUAAGCGGAAUGAGCUGGUGAUCAGAGUGCAGCCCAACGAGGCCGUCUACACCAAGAUGAUGACCAAGAAGCCGGGGAUGUUCUUCAACCCCGAGGAGUCCGAGCUGGACCUGACCUACGGCAACAGAUACAAAGAUGUGAAGCUGCCCGAUGCUUAUGAGCGCCUCAUCCUUGAUGUCUUCUGUGGGAGCCAGAUGCACUUUGUGCGCAGUGAUGAGCUUCGGGAAGCCUGGAGGAUCUUUACACCUCUGCUGCACCACAUUGAGAGGGAAAGCCCAGCCAUUGCCUUAUCUUGGAGUCUCCCAGCUUCCCGGCCUCCCGUUGUCAUCGUCUUGGCACAUCGGCCUUACUUCGGGACCGGGAGCCUGGCCCUGGGGGACAGGGAAGGCCCCAUCGAAAGAUUCCCUGGCCCCCUGUACUCCCAGCAGCCGGCACCUCCUCAGCCCUGUUUACAGCUGCUACCAGACAUGCUUCCACCUGCUUGGGCUCCCAGAGCCAGCCAGCUACAUUCCAAUAGCAGCCACUAG